AUGCGUGCUACUGCUUCAUUUACGCUUAUUGCCUCGUCGUCACUCUCUGUGUUAGUGGGAGCCUUCCCUCAACACCAAGGCAAUCCUGUCUGUCUUGACCAAACGACAAUUACCGUAACAGCGCCGGCAAUUGCUGAUCCGACAUCCCUGCCAGAUACAAAUCAACAGGUACACAGGGAGAAAGUAGUGACAACCGUCACUGAAACCAUAACUGUCGUCCGGACAGUCGAGAUUGUCCCCGAGCAAUCCACAGACAGUGAAAUCACUCAGACGGUGACUAUCUUCACCGCAGAGACCAGCACUGUCACUGUACAAUCCCCAUCCGAAACUGGGAUUCCGGAUCCCACAGAACAGUCGCAAGAGUCUUCAAGUCCUGAGCCAGUAGCUCUCCCGCCUCCUCUCAACCGCCCUCACUUUGGCAAUGCCACGCAGCCCUGGCCCCAUGACAACUCUUCACUGCCCUCGAAUAGCUCUUCAUCUGGUUUACCGAUUCCCCCAAAUCCACCAAGACCCUCUUCAACUGCGACUGGUGAUUCGUCCUCAGGAUUCGUGUUGCCCCCGUCUCCGGGUUACGAGAACUCCCUAUACUUCACCAACUGGGGAAUAUAUGGCGCGAACUACCAGCCGCAAUCCAUCCCUGCAUCCAAGAUCACUCGCGUCUACUAUGCGUUCGCCUCGUUCAGCAGUGACGGAACGGUCACCUCGUCAGACUCGUACGCGGAUGUGCAGAAGCACUAUACCACAGACUCGUGGAAUGACCCCGGCAACAACGCGUACGGCUGCGUAAAGCAGCUCUACCUGCUCAAGAAGAAGAACCGCCAGCUCAAGGUGAUCCUCUCGAUAGGCGGGUGGAACGACUCCCCACGCUUCCCAGGGAUGGCGUCCAGCGCGACUGCGCGCGAGAACUUUGCCAAGACGGCCGUGAAGCUCGUCACAGACUGGGGCUUCGACGGCAUCGACCUCGACUGGGAGUACCCCGAGAACGCGGCGCAGGCGGCAGACUUCGUGAAGCUGCUGGCGGAGCUGAGGAAGCAGCUCACCGCCUGGACGGCCGCCAACGCCAGGGGCUACCGGUUCCUGCUCACCGUCGCCACCUCGGCGGGGCCGUCUCACUACAACGUGCUGGACAUGAGGGAGGCGGACCGGUACCUCGACUCGUGGAACCUGAUGGCGUAUGACUACGCCGGGUCCUGGGAUACCAUGUCGGGCCACCAGGCGAACCUCUUCCCCACCCCGGGCACGCCCGCCGCGACCAAGUACAGCACCGACAAGGCCGUCGUCGAUUACAUCGCAAAGGGCGUGCCCGCGUCCAAGAUCCUGCUGGGCCUGCCCACCUACGGGCGCGCCUUCGACUCCACGGGGGGACUCGGCCAGUCCUUCUACGGCGUCGGCCCGGGCUCCGCGACUCUCCAGACGCCGGGGCUCUGGCUUUACAAGGACCUGCCGCGCCCGGGGGCGACCGAGAUAUACGACACGGCGGCGGGGGCGAGCUACAGCUAUGACCCGGCGGCGAAGGAGCUCAUCUCGUACGACAACGUCCUCAGCGCCAGGAGGAAGGGCUCGUACCUGAAGGCGAAAGGCCUGGCGGGGUCCUUUUUCUGGGAGGCAAGCGGUGACAAGCAGGGGGCCGAAAGUCUCGUCGGGGCGCUGGCUGGUGAGCUUGGGAACUUGAAUUCGCAGCCGAAUCUGCUGAGCUACCCAACCAGUCAGUAUGACAAUAUCCGCAGCGGCAUGCCUGGUCUCUAG
Messenger RNA from Diaporthe batatas, 1746 nucleotides. RefSeq lists its product as uncharacterized. The record is from RefSeq and is a predicted model, not a curated record. The transcript has 2 exons. Lineage: Eukaryota; Fungi; Ascomycota; Sordariomycetes; Diaporthales; Diaporthaceae. Bases 1 to 1746 code for a protein of 581 amino acids. Gene Ontology annotation, cellular component: extracellular region. Gene Ontology annotation, molecular function: chitinase activity; chitin binding. Gene Ontology annotation, biological process: carbohydrate metabolic process; chitin catabolic process.